UAGAGAGUAAGGUCCACCCGUAUCAAACGGUCAAGCGGCUGCAUCAGAGACUUGAACUAAAUCAAGUGGCUACCUGUUUUAAAAAGCGAGGUGCCUUCAUGUCCUGGGCCAAGGACAACAUCCACAAGAGGGAAUGCUGCUUCUUUGAACAAGGCGUCAGAGAGGAUGUAUGCAAGUGUGGAUACCCAAAGACCAAUCAUGUUGCUGAAACAAUCAAGUCAGACGAUUUCACAGGCGAGUCCUGGGACAGAUACAGACAUGUCCGUGAAGUGCCCACGGAUGCUUUUGGAGACAUCAGCUUUGGUGGUUUGGGACAGAAGACUGGCAAGUAUGCACGAGUGUCCACAGACACAAGCCCAGAUAUCCUGUACGAGUUAUUGACCGAACAGUGGAAGCUUUCCCCUCCCAAACUGCUGAUCUCAGUGACCGGAGGAGCCAAGAACUUCUUUCUGAAGGCUCGACUCAAGAACAUGUUCCACAGAGGUCUUAUCAAAGUGGCCCAGACCACAGGAGCGUGGAUCAUCACUGGGGGUACGCACACAGGUGUGAUGAAGCAUGUGGGGCAGGCGGUGAGGGACCACGCCUUGAGCAGCUCCAUGCAGGGCCAGAUUGUGGCUAUCGGAGUUGCAACGUGGGGAAUAAUUCACAACAGGGGCGCUUUGGUGCAUUCAGAGGGUCGCUUCCCAGCCCAUUAUGUGAUGGACAUCAAUGGCCAGGGCCCACUCUCUUGCCUUGAUAACAACCACACCCACUUCCUGCUGGUGGAUGAUGGGACCCAUGGACACUAUGGAGUGGAGAUUGAACUGCGUAGCCGUCUGGAGAAAUGCAUCUCCGGAAAGCGUCUCGGAAACACAGAAAGUGGCGUGACCAUCCCUGUGGUGUGCGUGGUUCUGGAUGGAGGACCGGGCACUCUAAAUACCAUUUAUAACUCCAUGCUGAAUGGUACACCGUGUGUGAUCCUAGAGGGCUCUGGGAGAAUAGCGGAUGUGAUUGCCCAGGUGGCAGGACUGCCAUUGGCCCGGGUCACCAUCGCCCUCAUCCGCCAGUUAAUGAAAAAGUUAUUUGGCCAAGAGUAUGAAACCUUCAACCACCUCAAGAUCAUAGAAUGGACCAAGAAGAUUCAGGACAUCAUCAGGAUGUCUCACUUGCUGACAAUAUUCAGUACAAGCGAGGAUAAUCAUGGAGAUGUGGAUUUGGCUAUUCUUCAAGCACUACUCAAAGCCUCGAGGUCCAGCGAGACACUGGGAAUCGAUAGCUGGAAGAGGCAGCUGAAGCUGGCUAUAGCCUGGAACCGGGUGGACUUGGCUGAGACAGAGAUCUUCACCGAGGAGAGGCAGUGGAAGUCCAAUGAACUCCACUGGGCGAUGUUCUCAGCCCUAGUUGGCAACAAGCCUCAGUUUGUCAGUCUGCUGCUGGAGAACGGUGUGAGUCUGAGGGAUUUCCUUCAGGACGAGGAAACUCUGUGUGGCCUCUACAAGCAGCUGCCCAGCUGCAUAUUUCUCCGCAAGCUGGCCAAGCGAGUCGCCAGCAGUUGCCGCAGGAGGAGGAAGGCCAUCCGCAUCGGGCCUCAAGGUCAAAGGGGGAAUGGUGAAAUGAUCUCUAUGACUCAUGUGUCGGAUGAGGUGCGCCACCUGCUGGGCAGUUUCACCAAGGCCAUCUACCCUCCCUCCGACAUGACAUACCACUUCGACAUUUCUACAUCUGUAUCACUGUCUCAAAGUGUGGCGGGUUCCAAUGCGCCACUCAGGGAGGACAAUGCUGAAACACAGAGUGACCCAGGCAGAGACCUUUUCCUUUGGGCUGUGGUCCAGAACAAUAAGGAGCUGGCUGAAAUCGCCUGGGAGCAUUGUAUAGACUGCAUGUCUGCUGCUCUGGCCGCCAGUAAGAUCCUGAAGACGUUGGCGGGGGAAGGAAGUGAUGCAGAAGAGGCAGAGGACAUGAAAGAGCUCGCCAAUCACUAUGAGAAACAUGCCAUUGGUGUGUUCAGCGAGUGCCACAACAGCGAUGAAGAGCGCGCUCAGAAGUUGUUGGUUCGUGUGUCUCCGUUUUGGGGGAGGACGACGUGCCUGAGGCUGGCACUGGAGGCUGACGAUAAAAGCUUUGUAGCUCAGUCAGGUGUUCAGGCUCUUCUGACACAGAUCUGGUGUGGUGAGCUUUCAGUGGACAACCCAGUGUGGAGGGUGCUGAUCUGCAUGGUCUUCUUCCCACUUAUCUACACUGGUUUUCUGGUUUUCAGACGUGAUGAAGUCAUUAAUAGAGAAACUGAGAAGAACCAGGAGAUCAAGACAGUGGAGUCAGCAACAGGAAGUACAAUUCGAACAAAGUAUCGUAGCCCUGACCGCUCCGGCCCGAAGCACCCCAUGACUCUGAACUGCUGGGAACGGCUGGCCCAUCUGUACAGCUCUCCACAGGUCAAGUUUUACUGGAAUAUCGUGUCCUACUUUGCUUUCCUCUUCCUUUUUGCUGUGGUGCUGAUGAUUGACUUCCAGGCUAUGCCCUCUCCUGGGGAGGUGCUGCUUUACAUCUGGCUGCUCUCUCUGGUGUGUGAGGAGGUCAGACAGCUGUUUCAUGAUCCUGAUGGCUUUGGAUUUCAUAAGAAAGCCAAGAUAUACUUCAACGAACUGUGGAAUAUUUUAGAUGUUCUGUCCAUCCUUCUCUUUAUUAUUGGCCUAGCAUUUAGGCUGACAACGGAGCUGUUCUAUGCGGGUAAGAUCCUCCUCUGCAUUGACUUUGUGGUCUUCUGUCUCCGUUUCAUGGCCAUCUUCACCAUCAGUAGAACCCUGGGACCCAAAAUCAUCAUAGUCAGGAGGAUGAUGACGGAUAUGUUCUUCUUCAUGUUCCUGCUGAGUAUCUGGGUGGUGGCAUACGGAGUGGCCAAACAAGGCAUCCUCAUCCACAACGACGUCCGGCUGGACUGGAUCGUCCGCGGGGCGAUUUAUGAGCCGUACCUCAUCAUAUUUGGGAAUUUUCCCACAAAUAUUGAUUAUGCUGCGUUUGACUUAGACUCCUGCAGCAUGGAGGGCACCGACCCUCUGAAGCCAAAGUGUCCUGUGCUGAACGAAAACCAAACGCGCCUUCCCGAGUGGCUCACCAUCAUCAUGCUUUGUAUUUACCUGCUCUUUGCCAACAUACUGCUGCUCAACCUGCUCAUAGCCAUCUUUAACUUCACGUUCCAGGAAGUUCAGGACAACACGGACAGAAUAUGGAAGUUUCAAAGAUACGAGCUGAUCAAGGAGUACCACAGCCGGCCUGCUGCCCCUCCUCCUUUCAUCAUCUUCAGCCAUCUCUACCUCUUCAUCAGGAACAUAGUGCCGUGCAGGACCCCCACCAUGAGCAAGGAGUUUAAAAACGAGCUAACUCUGAUGGAGGAAGAGGAGCUGCUGUCCUGGGAGGCCUUGAUGAAGGACCGAUACCUGAUGUCCACACAGCAGGAGCAGAGCCAGAGCAUGGAGCGACGCAUCCUGGACACGGCCCAAAAGGUUAACACCAUAACUGAUCGACUGGAGAGGGAAGAGGAGUCGAGCUCUGCUGCCGUGGUGCAAAGACUGGCUCGACUAGAGGAGCAGGUCGUCCAGUCAGCCAAAGCCCUGCAGUGGAUCAUGGACAGCCUGAAAUGUGGGGGUCUUGCAGCAAAAGAAUCGCAACCGCCAACAUUGACUACAACAGACGAGUCCCCCGACACUUUGAGAAAUACAUCAGAGAAAGAGGACGGGCUCCACGUCAAUGCCCGUCAGUUUCACUACCCAAACAGCAAACUCACACGCUUUCCUGUGCCUGAGGAGAAGGUGCAAUGGGAGGUCAGCUUCAGCUCAUACAUGCCGGCUUAUUAUGCCUCUGAAGACAGUGGGGACCAUGUGGAUGGAUCAGAAUCAGAAGACUUGGAAAAAUACAUAAACCCGGGAGGAAGGACUGGCAUCAUGGGACGAGGUGCACUAAGCCGCCUUGGUCCAAACCUGAAUGAAGACCUUGUGCUCACACGCUGGCGAGACAGCGAGAGAUCAGUUUUGGAGUGCCUGGUGGUUUUGGAUGAAAGCCAGGGAACCUUGGCUUUACCUGGGGGGCCUCUCCAGUCUGCUGAUCACCUGCCAGAGACUCUUAAGAGAACCUUGGGGAAGACGCUGUAUGGAAAAAUAAAUGCAAAUGUUUCAGAGGGAACAAGGGUGUUUGAGGGUUAUGUGGAUGACUGCAGGAACACAGAUAACGCCUGGGUGGAAAUCACCGUCCUAAACAUUCACCUGGACAGAACGGGCCAGUUGAUGGAUGAUAUCAACAGUCUGGUGGCGAGCCAUGGCGCUUUUCAGUGGCGGGAGGUGAGCAGCAAAACCCAACUUAGCUCAAACCAAAGAGACUCUCUGCGGAAGGUUGCGGAGCGGCACAACAGGAAGUUCUGAUCUUCAACAAUGUACAGCUUUAAAUGUGCCUCUCCAUCGGCAGGGUUUCUUCUGCCGGUUCAUGUGGCCUUUGAAAUAAUUCAGUUGCACUGAAAUCACUUGAAACAAAACACUUUAAAGCCAUAAUGUAUGCUGCUGUGAUAGGUUAUUUAUUUUUGCGCAAAUGUUAUUGGACACCAAACUAAAUAUUAAGACAACACACUGUCUUUUACACUUCAUGCAUGUGUGAGCAGGGGUCAUAUACACUAUGAAUAACUACCAAACAGUACUACAUUUAAGAGGCAAAUAUGGUCCUUUUUCCUUCCCUACAUGUUUAUGACAAUACAGUUAGUUGUUACUUUUCUAUACAAAACAUACAAAUGCAAAUCAUCAUCUUACUGUGUAUAAAUCCAUCAUAAUAAUAAUGCAAAUACAACAUUUAGAGUAUAACGUUAUAACAAUAUAGACCUCUAAAAGGGACCAUACUGCAUAAUGAGGAAUGAAACAGGAGUUUCACACAGUACUUUUCCUUUGUGGUCCUUUUCUGUUGCUUUUAUUUAAGUAAAUAAAUAAAUAAAUUGAAUUGUCUUGCUUUC
Anoplopoma fimbria (sablefish) is the source of this 4966-nucleotide messenger RNA. RefSeq names its product transient receptor potential cation channel, subfamily M, member 2 (gene trpm2). The record is from RefSeq and is a predicted model, not a curated record. Gene Ontology annotation, molecular function: ligand-gated calcium channel activity. Gene Ontology annotation, biological process: calcium ion transmembrane transport. Gene Ontology annotation, cellular component: membrane. NCBI's taxonomy places the organism in Eukaryota, Metazoa, Chordata, Actinopteri, Perciformes, Anoplopomatidae.